CCGGAAAUGGAACCAAAAAAGAAGCUGAACCGUCAAAACAUAAACAACAGACCACUCAACCUUGUGGGAACGCAGUUAGCUUGCAUUAAAUAUCUUUUACAAAAAAGCUUCAUGCACGCAUUCCUAAUGUCGUGUAUUUACGGUCAGAGAAUUCCGUGUCGAGGCACUUAGCUCAGUGGCUAAGUAGUGAGGUGGAGAAAAUAUAUCUCCAAUAAAGAUUAACGUUAGGUCUAAACUAAGAAGUACGCCUCGUCGGGCCUUCGAGUAGAGCUUCUCCUUCGAGUCGACGCAGUACAGAGGAGACAGAAUGGCUGAGGCUGACGACAAAUCCACUGCUCUUAAUGGUGGCUCUGAAGAUAAAGAACCAGGAGAACAUGAACACAAGGAAGCAGAUGCCUCCGGAAGCAAAGAGGGAAAAACCCAGUCUUCUUGUCAAGAGGCUCCCAAAGAAACAGGAGAGGCAUCUAGAGACAAGCCUACGCCAGAUGUGGAAGGUGAGAUGGGGCCAAACAGAGAGGAAGAGGAGGAAGAAGACACAGACAGCAUGGAUGGCAGCGGUCUCUACUCCCUUACUGAGGAUGGUGAGAGAGAGAGCGAUGUAGGCAGACGGGAGAGAGCAAAGGAUAAAGAUGGCGGGAAAAGGGCAGCCAGAAAGAGGAAUAGACCUGGCGGCGGCACCAAUAACUCCACCAGCUCAGAUGAGGAUGAUGAUGAUGAGGACGAAGAAGAAGAAGAACAGAAAGAUGAUGAAGACGAUGAUGAGGCUAUGGAGGCGUGGCUCGGAGCAGAGCUCCGUGACCUGCAUGGCCCUAUAUGGCGGGCAAUUCCCUCACUGCGCUCCAGGGAGAUCGGCAGGAACGCACACCAGUUUGUAAGGCGUGUGUGUGGAGCCCGUGGUCUUGUGCAGAGGCUUGAGCUCCAGGGCCGACUGGAGAGGCACACGGGCUGUGUCAACACAUUGCACUUCAACCCCUCGGGCACACGCCUGGCUUCAGGCAGCGAUGACCUGCGAGUGGUGAUCUGGGACUGGGCUGUGCGCCGUGCUGAGUUGGAGUUUGACAGUGGCCACAAGAGCAAUGUCUUUCAGGCAAAGUUCCUGCCUCACAGUGGAGACUCCACCUUGGCCAUGUGUGCUCGAGAUGGUCAGAUCAGAGUGGCUGAGCUCUCUGCCACACAGCGCUGCAAGAACACCAAGCGGGUAGCACAGCAUAAAGGGGCAGCACACAAGCUGGCCCUAGAGCCAGAUUCCCCCUGCUCUUUUCUGUCUGCUGGAGAGGAUGCUGUAGUGUUUGGUAUUGACCUGCGUCUAGACCGUCCCGCCAAUAAACUGGUGGUUGUAAAGGAGGGUGAUAAAAAAGUGGGGUUGUACACCAUCUUUGUCAACCCAGCAAAGACACAACACUUUGCUGUGGGCGGAAGAGAUCAGUAUGUGAGGAUCUAUGACCAGAGGAAGAUUAAUGAGAAUGAUAACAAUGGUGUCUUGAAAAAGUUUUGUCCUUCACAUCUGGUAUCCAGUGAGUCCAAAACCAACAUAACCUGCCUUGUGUAUAGUCAUGAUGGCACAGAGCUCCUGGCAAGUUACAAUGAUGAGGACAUCUACCUUUUUGACUCCAACCACAGUGAUGGGGCUGACUAUCGCAGGAGAUACAAGGGACACCGCAAUAAUGCUACAGUGAAGGGGGUGAACUUCUAUGGGCCAUGCAGUGAGUUUGUGGUCAGUGGCAGUGACUGCGGACACAUCUACCUGUGGGACAAGAACUCUGCUCGCAUAGUCCAGUUCAUGGAGGGAGACAGGGGAGGAGUGGUGAACUGUUUGGAGCCACAUCCCCAUCUGCCAGGUAUUGCCACCAGUGGGCUGGACCACGACAUCAAACUAUGGGCCCCUACAGCUGAAAGCCCCACUGGACUCAAGGGUCUCAAAGAGGUGAUGAAGAAAAACAAGCGGGAGCGCGAUGAGGACAGUGUGCGCCACGGUGACCAGUACGACACCCAGCUGCUGUGGUUCCUGAUGAGACACAUGAGGAACAGACGUCCACCAAGGGCCCGACGUGAGGGUGCAGACGCAGACACAGAUGAGUCCUGGAGCUCUCCAGAUUCCUCUGAUGAAGAGGAAGGAGGUCCAGACCACGUCCAGUGCAUGUCCUCCUGAGCCACACAUUCUUACUUAUACAAAUAUAUAAACACACACACACACACACACACACUUUGUUGCCCUUGCAUUGAUGCAUAUCGGCAAGCACUAUUGACACACUGGGACACUUAAAUAAGAUACAUUUUUUUUACACACAUACAAAGUCAAACUUAUGAAAACACACACUGACUUAAACAUACUUUUGAAGCAGAGUGACCGAGAUGCUUAACGCCUUGUUUCCCAGCAGUUGUGAGUGUGCAAAUAACGACAACAGACUGCACACACACAGAAUUCUGACUUUUGAGGAUUGUACAAAGAGGUUUAGUGAGUGCUUACAUCCCUAUAAACUACUUGGAGGCCCCUGCUUGUCCAUACAUUAUCUAUAUGCUCUGUUUAGCCCCAGAUCAAUGUACUGUGCACGUAUGGCAACAAGCAAGCACCUCUCGUUGAGGUACCCUGUAGGAAGCUCUACAUCGACAGCAUACGCAAACCCCCCUCUUAAAACCACCUCUUGCUCUCGAGCUCUUUGUGCUGAUAAAGGAAGUUUCAGCCGGGUGGAAUGGCGUAGAAUCGUUCCCUCAAAUUAUCCCUAAAUGUGACCUCCUUUAAGAUUUGAACUCGGAGGGAAACCCCAGUGUGCCCUCAGUGCAGCACCACAGUCUCAUACUGAUUUCUGGCUCUGAGCUUGUGCAGCUAGUUGCAUUUUUCACAUUUUCUCUUCGAGGACUACUAAAUCCCUACAUGCUGCAUCUCCGACAUGCCCUCAAGCUACUCCCUCCCCUUCUCUUUCCCUCACUACUGAGUGCACUUUGAAUCAGGGAUGCUUUAGUUUAAGACAUAGACAAAAUGUGCACUGAGUGUGUGAUUUUGGGGGGAGAGAUGUUUAGUAUCCUUCAUUGGGAAAAAAUCCCCACAGAGACGUUUAGUUUAUUUCUAUUGAUUUUUUUGAGAGGGGAGAUAUUUUGCACUUAAGCGUUUUUUGACUUAGGAAGAGGAGGUUUCUUUUGCUUUCACCAGCCUUUCCUCCUCCUCCUUCCUCCCUCACUCUUCAUCCUGACACCCAUCUUUGACAGGGAAUCCUAGACGUAUGAGGUAGAUGGUGGUCAGCAUGUGCAUUGGCUAAGGACUGAUGAUUGGAUCUGUUGGGGAACUGUGUAAGUUUAAAGAGCCUGUACCGACCUCAGAUCAAAUCCCAAUUGAAACAGCGCCCUAUGUGCCAAUUGAGAUUUGAUAAUA
Molecule: messenger RNA, 3367 nt
Organism: Etheostoma cragini (Arkansas darter)
Lineage: Eukaryota; Metazoa; Chordata; Actinopteri; Perciformes; Percidae
Gene: dcaf8
Product: DDB1 and CUL4 associated factor 8
Exons: 13
Coding region: 308-2149 (613 amino acids)
Cellular component (GO): Cul4-RING E3 ubiquitin ligase complex; cytoplasm
Molecular function (GO): protein binding
Source: RefSeq, a predicted model, not a curated record